UUUAGAGACAUAUUUUAAACACAUCUAUAAAAAAAAAGAUGUUUUAUUGAAAUGUGCUUAUAGAGACAGUAUCAGCAAAGCAAUAUUUGACUGAUACCCACCAAAGUGUAGCAUUGUAGUGUUGCCUUAUUCAGAGUCUAGGGGGUCUGGUUGAAUGCGUUGGAAGCUUGGCGCUUGAGUCACACAAGCAUUUUACUGGUUGAGGAUAUCCUGUAACGACUCAAGUAUCUUACUGUUUGGAGGAGGUGGAAUAGAUGGAAGUCUCCAACAGAAACUGUGAUCAGUUGUCUUCACACAACAUCUACUAGGAGUGCUUACUACUGAAUUAUUAUUUUCUAGGUGAUUUUGGCACACCGCAACUGCAAGGCUUCAGAGGACUUUUGUUUUACUCAAGUGGAUGAGGCAUUUGUACUGAUUGUCACAUCUUUUGGAGUAUGGUUUUGGAUUAUGCACUUUUGGAUUUAAACUUUUUGGACGUGAAUAAUGUGUAAACCAACAAUCAAAAUGCUGAAAUGUAAAGUUUUUUGUUUAACCCUUUGUGUGGCGUCAGGGAUUCUCUUGUGUGUAACCGCCGCCGAGGACCAGAAAUGUAGCAUAAACGUGGCUGAGGCCAACGGCAGUAUGGAAUCUAUAACAUUAAGACUGACUACGGCGGGACAGGAGUGUAACUUCACUGUGUUAUCUGUGGAUAGUAGCUCUGGAGUAACACACUGUGUGAAAGAGGUGGAGGAAGACGGUAUGUUUCAAUGCCAGGUAGUGAGUUUGGAACCGGGAACAUCAUACAUCCUGGAAAUAAUGUCAAUGACUGAUGAAGAACGGGCCAAUGUCACCCUGCAGACCAGUCCAUCGACGGUCAGUGGCCUACAGGUGUCUAAGGCCUCAGACAGCCUGGGAGUUUCCUGGCAGCCUGGCCCAGGGAGGACUGAGCGCUUUCAGGCUACUGCUGUUCGACCGAGUGGGUGUGGUGAGAACCUGACUCUGGAGAGCACCGCUACAGACUACACUGUCACCGACCUGGUCCCGGGGCAUGUGUAUAACAUCACCAUGGUGACGGAGGCAGGGGGACGCCAGAGUACCACCUCAACACAAAUACAGACAGUGCCCUCUGCCGUCGCCAACCUGAAGCUAGAGAACAAUAACAUCCAGGACAGUUUGAGGGCAUCAUGGAGUCAACCCCAGGGUGAUGUGGACUCUAUAGUUGUGACCCUGUCCUCGUCUGGAACCACCCCUCUGGAGGAGACCGUGUCAUCUGACACCACAAAGGCCCUCUUCCACCAGCUGACACCCGGACGGACCUAUCAGGUGUCUGUCACCACCAAGAGUGGAGAGCUCUCCAGCCAAUCAACUGCCUCGGCUAACACAGUCCCAGAUAAAGUGUCCCAGCUCUCUAUGGUGGCGCUGGAUGACUCCAACUCUCUGAAGGUGACGUGGGCUCCCCCUGGUGGAGACUGGGAGAAGUACACGGUGCUGCUGUUGAAUGGGACCCAGACUCUGGAUAACAGGACCGUGGAGAAGGGGGUGGUGGAGUACACCUUCUCUGGCCUGGGACUGGUCCCUGGGAGGACCUACAGGGCUGGGGUCAGAGUGGAGAGUGCCGGGGAGCACGGCACCGUGGAGUACUGCCACAGAGGACUAGGUGAGCUACACAACAACAGAAUGGAGCAGGAGAAAGAUACGGUCCUCCUAAGCCCCGUCUCAGAGCUCCAUAUCCGCCAUGCUGACGAGACCUCCCUCAGCGCCCUGUGGAGUCACGCCCCCAACUCAGCCAGGGACGGCUACACCGUGGAGCUUCGCCAUGCCAACGCCACGGUUGCCACGAGAGACCUGACCCGCGACAUGAGGGAGUGCACCUUCAACGUGCUCACGCCCGGACGCCUGUUCACCAUCACCGUGACAACCAAGAGCGGGGAGCUCAACAGCUCUGUCUCGGUGCUAGGGAGGACAGUCCCCAUGGAGGUGAGCCGUGUCCACCUGAGCAGCCGAGGCCACGUGGACAGCUUACAGGCAAGCUGGGAACUCCCCCCUGGAGACCUGGACUACUGCAGCCUGGAGCUCCUCCACAACAACCAGGCAGUGCAGAACCACACCGUCCCAGCCAACACCACCUCUCUGCAGCUCAGAGACCUCAGGCCUGGUGCCUCCUACAGGCUGGUGGUCAGUACUGUCAGUGGCGGGAUGGUGUCGAAACAGGCCGUGGCUGAGGGACGCACUGUGCCAGCUGGGGUCGGAGAGGUGACGGUCAGUAACAACGGCCGUCCGGACUUCCUGGGGGUGUCGUGGCAGCCGGCGGUCGGAGAUGUGGACAGUUACCUGGUCCUGCUGAAGGACCGCGAAAGGACUGUACACACCCUGGUGGUGUCCAAGGCCAGCCCAGAGUGUGUGUUCAACUCCCUCAAGUCAGGGAGGCUGUACACCAUCUCCAUAGCAACCCGCAGCGGCAGCUUCGAGAACAACACGGUGGUGACGGCUCGUACACAACCCUCCAGUGUCCAGAACCCCAACGCCAUCCACUCUGCCAGGGACGACUUCCUGAAAGUCUACUGGCGUCAUGCGGCCGGAGACUUGGACCGUUACGAGGUGGUCAUCAAGUACAACAACACGGUCCUCCAGAACCAGACCGUGGCGCGGUCGCAGAACGACUGUGUGUUCAGCUCCCUGGUCCCUGGGAGGCUCUAUACGGUCACUGUCAGCACCUGGAGCGGAGAGUACCAGUCCAGUGUGUCUACUGACGGGAGGACGUUCCCCUCUGCGGUCCGGAGCCUGGGCCUGGGUGACAGUGGUACAGGUGAUCUGGUGGUCACCUGGUCUCCAGCACUGGGGGACGUUGACCACUACGAGGUCCAGGUCCUCUUCAACGACACGCGGGUUUACCCGCCAGUAACCCUGGGCAACGAGGCCCGCGACCACCGCCUGACCUCGCUCACCCCGGGACGCCUGUACAAGAUCGUGGUGUCCACCUUCAGCGGACCUUACCAGAGACCGCAGUUCAUCGAGGGCAGGACAGUCCCCAGCCAGGUGAGGAACCUCCAUGCCCGGCCAGGGGACCAGGCUGCCAGCCUGAGGGUGUCCUGGACCCCUGGUGAUGGGGACGUGGACAUGUACACCGUGUCCCUAUCCCAGGGAGGACACCUUCUGGAGACCAGACCUGUCCCCAAACACGUCACUGAGCUGGACUUUCAGGGUCUGGUACCAGGACAGCUGUAUGGGGUCGAGGUUCAGUCCCUGAGUGGAACACUGGUCAACAAUUCAACGACUACUGGACGAACAGUCCCCUCCACAGUGACAGCACUCCAGGCAGACAGUGACCACACCACCCACAGUCUAACAGUGACCUGGGAGAACCCAGGAGGAGUGUACGAGGGUUACAAGAUCCAGCUCCUGGAUGAUGGAGGUGUCUUGGUCUCUAAUACAUCCUUGCCCCAGGGCUCCACCAGCCACCUCUUUGACCAGCUCACCCCAGGGAAGUGGUACCGAGUUCGAGUCGAAACCAUCAGCGGAGGGGUCUACGGCAAGGAGGCCGUGGCUGAGGGACAAACACGUCCAGCUGCAGUCAACGGUCUGACCGUGAUGACCACCAACACCAGUGGUCUGAGUUUCGUCUGGCGCCUGUCCGAGGGCUACGUGGACGGUUACGACCUGUUCCUGUAUAACGUUGACGAGACGUUGCGUGGCCGUCAGACCGUGGAGGCCGGGACCCAGGCGUGCUCCUUCUCUGGUCUGGUCCCAGGGACGCUGUACAAGAUGGAGGUGGUGAGCAGGAGUAGAGGCCUGAGCAGUGAUUCAUCUAUACUGGCACGGACAGUCCCAGCCCCAGUGCGCUCCCUCCACGUCCAGGGUGGUGAGCGUACUGACCGUCUCUCCGUCAGCUGGCUGCCUGGGGCAGGGGAGUGGAGCAGGUACCAAGUGGUCCUCUACAGCGGCCUGGAGGGCUCAACCACCGCUCUGGCAGCCCAGGAGCUGGGCAUGGAGCAGAGAGAACACCUGUUCCAGGGACUGGUGCCUGGCCGUCUGUACCGGGCUGAGGUGGUCACACACAGCGGAGAGCUGACUAAUGCUGCGUGUGCCAAGGGAAGGACUGCCCCAGAGCCUCCCUCCAUGGUGUCUUUCAGAGACGUCGGUGGUAACAGCUCUGUAGAACUGACCUGGGAUGGUCCCACCUCUGGUGACUACGACACCUUCGACCUCCAAUGGGCGCCCAGAGAUUCCCUGUCAAUCACAGCGCUUCAGCCAACCAGCCGCAUCCUGGAUGGGAUGUUCCCGGGACGACUGUACAACUUCACCAUCCGCACUGUCAGCGGGGGAGGAGCCAAGGGCGGGCCUAUCGCCAACAGCCUGCCAAUCCAGAGGAGCCUCAGAACAA
Molecule: messenger RNA, 4360 nt
Organism: Coregonus clupeaformis (lake whitefish)
Lineage: Eukaryota; Metazoa; Chordata; Actinopteri; Salmoniformes; Salmonidae
Product: receptor-type tyrosine-protein phosphatase beta
Biological process (GO): protein dephosphorylation; angiogenesis
Molecular function (GO): protein tyrosine phosphatase activity; cadherin binding
Source: RefSeq, a predicted model, not a curated record